This is a messenger RNA of Paracoccidioides brasiliensis Pb18, 1281 nucleotides long. RefSeq lists its product as uncharacterized. Bases 1 to 1281 code for a protein of 426 amino acids. The transcript is spliced from 4 exons. The record is from RefSeq and is a predicted model, not a curated record.
AUGUCAUCGGGAAUUUUCCCGAUCAGCAGCGAUGGAAACAAAAGUAGCUACCGCGAAUUGAUUGUGUCUUCCAUAAAAAAGAGAUCUACCCUGUAUGCCAUUAUCGCCUUAUCGCUCCUGAAUAUUGUACUCCUCACAAACACACUUUAUCGGGCCCAAAACUCGGUACAAAAAGUGUCAACGGGGCAUCCGACACUAUCUCCUAGACCACCAAAUGUCCAUGCGAAUGCGACGGAGUUCAUUAAACCACAGAAUGUUGUCAUUAGUGGCCUUGUCUUCUACGGUCGUCCUGAUCGUGUCCAGUCCAUGCGCUGCUACGUUGAUCGUAACUUAGUCACCAAUGGUGGCUGGUUGGAUGAAGUUUUAUGGGUCGUUAAUACCGAGAAUAAAGACGACUUGAAGUACCUCGAUGAAGUCCUGGCCAGCUCUCCACGAUACAAAAAGCUUGACCUUGGAAAAAAGGUCCGGGGACCAGAAUUCAGGAAGAUAUGGAAGCAUAUGGAAAGGGGGAAGAUAUACGUUAAAAUAGAUGAUGAUGUGGUUUGGCUAGCGGAUGACACCAUUCCUCGAAUUGUUGACCGAAAAUUAAGGCACCCCAAUGAUUUCGCUGUAUCUGCAAACAUAAUCAACAACCCUCCGUUGAGUUUCAUGCAUUACCAUGUCGGUGCCCUCCACCCUUACUUCCCUGAACUAGAAGGUGGCAAACCAUCGGCAAAAGUCAGCAAUAAUACGUCAUGGAAACCAUCCGAGCAUCCAGAUUGGGAAGGGCCAGAUAAUUUCGAAUGGGCCCUUGAUGCUCCUCCUCCCGCAAAAGGUCAUCGAUGGCUGCGUGUCAAAGAUGACAGGGCCAUUGUCCGCACGCCGGUGACUCACUUGAAGUAUGAAAUGUGGGGCGAUACGUAUACAAGCUGGGCAAUCGCCGCCCAACAGCAUUAUUCAUUUUUAGAAAAUCUGGAGAAGGAUCGGCUUGACGUGUACAAAUUCAAUCUUCCAUGGAAUAUGGAUAAUGAGCGCAUCAGAAUUAACCUCCUCGCUAUUUGGUCCGACGAUAUACUUGACAGCAACAUAGAUAGCUGGCCUAAGGAGCGCAGUGACGAGGAGAUGGUUGUUAUGGAGCUUCCUAAGAUGUAUAGCCGACCUGUCCAAAUCGUGGGAGAAGCUCUCGCCGCCCAUUUUAACUUCCAGCAUCAACCCGGAGUGGCAGAAACAGAUCUGUUGAGUCGAUACAGUUCUCUCGCCAGGGAACGUUCAUGUCUUCGGAAAUCAACACCGGAGUCUUAA